Messenger RNA from Colletotrichum navitas, 998 nucleotides. RefSeq lists its product as uncharacterized. NCBI's taxonomy places the organism in Eukaryota, Fungi, Ascomycota, Sordariomycetes, Glomerellales, Glomerellaceae. Bases 115 to 840 code for a protein of 241 amino acids. The transcript has a single exon. The record is from RefSeq and is a predicted model, not a curated record.
AGAGCGAAGUCGACGACCAUCAUCAAACAUGAUGCGAUGAUAACGGAUCUCUGCUUGGACCACAACAGGCCCGCAAUCAAUGUGAGGCAAUAGUCAGCAGGGGGGCGGUGGUGGAUGAGGAGUAGGAAUGGUGCCACCUGGUGUCGUCGACAUGCAAGUCUGAACAGCCCCCCGACGAAACAUGGGACACCGACAGCACAUGCGUGUGUGCGCCCGGCAAGGGAACAAAGUUGGGAAUGCCCACAUCGGUCCGUCUCUGGGCAGGCAGCACGCCGGCCGCAUCACGAGUCGGUCGGGGCGACAAGGACCGGCGAUGUGGGGCCGGCGAUGGCCGGCGAUGUCCGGCACUGGUCAUCUGACGAUUGCAGAUGUGGCAAGGGACCUCACCCCGCGCCCGUGGAGAAGAGAAGGAUGUCAAUGGUAGUCGUCUCGUCGGAUGAGAAAGUGCGCGCUCUAGCUCGUGAUGCCGCCGUCGUGGAUAGAGGACGUCGAGGGAGCGCCGAUGAAGGCGACAACCAGUUGACCGAUGCAAAUCAAGUCAGAGAUAUUGAGCAUGAGGACCUUUUGGCCACGAAUAUCAUAUCCUUCAGUCUCUCGACAAAGUGCUCUCCUCCUUGGGUAAUUGGGAAGGAAAGAAGCUUGUCUAGUCUACUACUACUACCCAUGUCGGACUUCUGUCGAUGUCACGUGACAGCGCGUAGGUGGGUCCUGAAAAGUGGACCCCCAUGUGGCGUGGCCAAACGUCACGACAGUGAAAUUUUGGUGAGCCGGGGAGGGACCCUGAGAUCGAGCAAGGUGCGCCUUCUCAACAUCGCCAUUUUCUCGCCCCCUUCAAUAUGAUGAGAAGCUCGAAUAAGCCGUACGUUUGCUGGCGAUGUCUCACAGCCAAGACGUCGCUGGCUCCGGUGCCCGGCGGAUCGCGAUUUGUCCCACAGCUUCAGCAGGGCCCCUCUGAUAUCUCCAGAAGAGUAAGUCUUAGACACCCCCCCCCUCCCCCC